AACUUGAUUCCAAAACGGGGUAUUAUGGUACUCAGGCUUUUCCUCCCAAUUUGGGAGGACGAAAUUUGUGGGCCCAGAGAGAAAAUUUUCUCCCAAGUUUUCCUCUCUUUUCCAAACAGUGGAAAACACUAUUUUCCACCCAAUUUUUCACUCUAUGUUUUCCAUCCCCCCUAAAUUCACCCCAACCAAACACAAUAUAAGUGUUUAUGUGGCCUAAUGUGAUAGCGCAUAAUAAAGAUGGAGUUUGGGUCGUCUAGAUCACUUUGGUCAAUGUAUUUAAAAGUGUGAAGAUUACUUGCAAGGUUAAACAAAUGACUUUUAGCUGAUUAAAAAACAAGAAAAUUAUGUACACUGAGAAUGGGUGUACUCUAGUUUCAAGACUAUAAAUAAUUAAAUAGAAGUGUGCCAAUUAUACUUUGGUUAGCUGACGCUUUGGGAGCUGGAGAAAGCCAGAAAUGGAAAUACUUCAUCAUCAUCGUCAUCAUUUAUUUUGGUAUCUGCUGCUUGUUGUGGCCUAUUUUUUCUCUUUCACUGAAAGUAUAAGUCGGAGAGAUUUUCCAGCUGGUUUCAUAUUUGGGGGAGCCUCAAGUGCUUAUCAGUAUGAAGGGGCUGCAUUUCAACAUGGAAAAGGGCCUAGCAUAUGGGACACUUUCACUGUGGAACAUCCAGAAAAAAUUGCUGACCAUACCACGGGAGAUAUAGCUGAUGAAUUUUACUAUCGUUUUAAGGGGGACAUAGCUUUGAUGAAUGAAAUUGGUUUAGAUUUCUUUCGGUUGUCCAUCUCAUGGACCAGAAUACUACCUAAGGGAAAAAUCAGCGGGGGAGUGAACCAAAAAGGGAUCACAUUCUACAAUAACCUUAUAAAUGAGCUAUUGUCUCAAGGUUUAAAACCUUUUAUAACUCUAUUCCAUUGGGAUGUUCCACAAGCCCUUGAAGAGGAGUAUGGUGGAUUCUUGAGCCAAAAUAUAGUGGAUGAUUAUCACAACUACGUGGAUGUUUGUUUCAAAGAAUUUGGUGAUAGAGUAAAGUAUUGGGUCACAAUUAAUGAGCCAAAUAUAUUUACCAUUGGGGGCUACGUAACAGGAGUUGAUGCACCUGGUCGAUGUUCUAACUAUAUCGGAAAUUGCACAUAUGGGAACUCUGGGACAGAACCUUAUAUAGUGGGGCAUAAUUUACUUCUUUCACAUGCAAUUGCUGUGAAAUUAUACAAGGAAAAGUAUCAGGCUUCUCAAAUGGGAGAAAUUGGCAUUACAAUACAAAGUCUUUGGUAUGUGCCCAAAUACCAAACAGUUGCUAGCACCAAGGCUGCCUUGAGAGCUCUUGAUUUUAUGCUUGGUUGGUUUGUUGAUCCAAUUAUUUUUGGUGACUAUCCUAAGACCAUGCGAGCUUUGGUGGGGACUCGACUACCUGUAUUUACUGAAUCGCAAUCCAAGAUGCUAAAGGGUUCUCUAGAUUUCCUCGGAAUAAAUUACUACACUGCAAGAUAUGCAGAUGAUUCUACAUCUUCUAGUACCAUUAACAUAAGUUACACAACAGAUAGCCAUGUAAAUCUAACCACGGAGAAGGAUGGCAUUCCUAUUGGUCAACCAACCGCUACUGAUUGGCUUUACAUUUAUCCAAGAGGAAUUCGAGAACUUAUGUUAUACAUAAAGAAAAAAUAUAAUAAUCCACCUAUUUACAUUACAGAAAAUGGAGUUGCUGAUAAUGGCUCAUCCCCGAUUCAAGAGGCUCUCAAUGACAGAUUGAAGAUAAAAUACUACUAUAGUCAUCUAUCAAAUCUCUUGGAGGCUAUAAGGGCUGGGGUUGACGUGAGAGGAUACUUUGUGUGGUCAUUUCUUGACGACUUUGAAUGGGAAUCUGGUUAUACUAUUCGAUUUGGCAUCAUUUACGUAGAUUACAAAAAUGAGUUGACAAGAUAUAUGAAACGCUCUGCUUUUUGGUUCAAAAAUUUCCUCCAAAAGGAAAAUGUCAUCAGAAGCAAACCUUUGUCGUACCUGAGUAGUAAUUGAAUUUAUAACAACUGAUUUGUUUUAUGUUGAA
This is a messenger RNA of Quercus robur (English oak), 2040 nucleotides long. Its product is annotated as beta-glucosidase 17-like. Gene Ontology annotation, molecular function: beta-glucosidase activity. NCBI's taxonomy places the organism in Eukaryota, Viridiplantae, Streptophyta, Magnoliopsida, Fagales, Fagaceae. The record is from RefSeq and is a predicted model, not a curated record. Gene Ontology annotation, biological process: carbohydrate metabolic process. The transcript has 13 exons. The coding region runs from base 456 to 2009 and encodes 517 amino acids.